This is a messenger RNA of Stegastes partitus (bicolor damselfish), 1772 nucleotides long. Its product is annotated as sialoadhesin-like. The transcript has 8 exons. Bases 191 to 1543 code for a protein of 450 amino acids. The record is from RefSeq and is a predicted model, not a curated record. NCBI's taxonomy places the organism in Eukaryota, Metazoa, Chordata, Actinopteri, Pomacentridae.
AAAUUGCACGAUUAGUACCUAACAGGUUCUCCUCCGUUGCAGAGUUCUCAUCCGGUAAGCUGUUUGAUUUUAGGAGCUGCAAGGUGGAGCCGUGGUUAGUACUGUUGCCUCGCAGCAAGAAGGCUGCCGGUUCGCAUACCGGUGAGAGGACACCCGGGAUCUUUCUGCAUGGAGUUUGCAUGUUCUCCCCAUGCAGCGUGGGUUCUCUCCAGGCACCUUGGCUGAUUGUCCUCAUGUCGCCCUCGACAUCACUGUACCAACAAGCAUGGAAGCACUGAGUGGAUCUUGUUUGCAAAUCCCCUGUAACUUUACAGCUAGACCAGGAAAACAAUUUUGCAGCCAGAGAGCUAUGUUUGGAGUUUGGCUCAAAAAACACAUCAGCUUUCUCACAUAUCCGGACAAUGUUAUUUUCAACAGUAGUGGGUCAGUUAACCCCUAUCCAAUGGAAAUUACUGGAAACCUGAGUCAGGGAAACUGCACCACUGUGUUUUCUAAUUUAACCACCACUCACACAGACAAAUACUUCUUCAGAAUUGAGAACUGGCCAUUCAGGGCAACAGCUGAUUGUGAUCCUCUUUUGAUGACAGUCAAAGAUUCUCCAUGGAGUCCCAGAAUUGACAUCUCAGGUGAACUGAAGGAGAAGGAGUCUGUCACUAUCAGCUGCUCAGCUUUCACUCCCUGUCCACACUCCCCUCCUCAACUCACCUGGAAUCUCCAACAGGACUCUCACAACCAAAUAGAGGAAAACACAGACGGAACCUUUACAAGUAAAAUCCAGCAGAGCAUCACUCUGUCAGACACACAUGAUGGAUACAACAUCAGCUGCUCUGCCACAUAUCCUGUGGAUGAAGGAAAACAUGGAAAGACAGCAGAGACACAAGAGACUCUCCAUGUUAGAUAUGCCUCCAAAGAAACGUCAGCAUCCAUUAGUCCAUCAGGUUUGGUGUCAGCAGGUAGCUGGGUGAACCUGACCUGCUCCAGCAGAGCCAAUCCUCCUCUCAUCAACUUCACCUGGUUCAUAAAAACCACAGAUGGGUCCAUGGAAGUAGCCAAAGGACACUUUCAUAGGUUUAAUAUCACUGGUAAAGGAGUUUAUUACUGUGAGGCCACAAAUAUCAUUGGUAAUCAGAUGUCAGCUGAGAUUCCUCUCACUGUUGAAGGUGAACAGCCUGGAGGCUCCUUCCAAUGGGAACCAAUUCUCGGAGGGAUUAUUGGGACCAUCUUACUCAUUUGCUUGAUUAUCUUUGCUUGGUGGUUAAACUCGAUGCAUCAAACUCAGCAGCAGAGUCAGACUGGUGAAGAGCCAGUUUAUGAAGAGCCAGAAAGAAAAGUAGAGGAAGAAGAAAAUAAAGAAGAAGAAAACAUCCACUAUGGAGAGGUCAACUUCAAGCAGAGACGUGAACCUUCCCCUGACUCAGUGCUGGACAUCCAGCAGCAGCAGGACAUAGUGUAUGCAGAGGUAAAAGUCAACAAGCCGGCAAACAACCAAACACAGACAGACAAUGGACCAGAGGAACUCUACGCUCAAGUGAAGAAAAACUGAGGCUUGUGUAAUUUAUCUAAAGACAUAUAUUACAUUUGUGUAAGUCACUGUAAGUGACAGUUUUGUGAAGAGAAACUAAGACCUUCAGCAUCCUGCAGCUUUUCUUUUUUAGCUAUGUUCAUAUUUGUGUGCUGAUAGGUGCUAUUGUGGGAUUUGUUUAUUAUUUCUCAGAUGUGUAGAAAUAAAUGUUCCAAAGGCAUCAGUUCUGCAGAUGGAUUACAUGUGCAAA